UAAUGGAGAAUUGAGAAAGCUGGUGGUGUGGUCUGUGGAAGGUGAGUGGUGAGAGACUACACUUGAGUUUUGAACCUGAACUUAAUUGACUGUGUUAAUGCAGAGAUAUAGAGAGAGAGAGAAAGAGAGUUCAUAGUUUUUCAAGUCUGUGGCUGUGUACUUUAAAGGGAUCAGAAGCAACACAAGUGAAGGGUUAAAUUCAAUAGAAAGUUUCAAAGUGGGUGAUGAAGUGGAGGAGUGUGAGACAAUAGUGGGGUACCACUUUCAGUUUCAGUUUCUGUUUCAGAUUGAGAGUUUCUUCUUAGCUUUUAAGUACAUACAUGUACAUGCACACAGCUUUUGGUUAGUACCAAAAUCCCAUUUUCUUGUUUCUCUCCACUUUACUGAUUUCUCAAGAUGUCUUUCUCUCUUUUUACUGUUCCUUCCCGUAAGUACUCUAAGUAAGGCUUGAUCCAUUGAGGAAAACAAUGAAGAACUUAAUUGAGAAACGCUCUGGUUCUACCCAUCCUUAUGCCCUUGGAUGCUCAUCAUGGGGGGCUUCCUCUGAAUCUGAUGUUCAGCAAUCAUCCAUGUCCAGAGGUUUGACCUUGAAAAUGGGUGUUCUGCCGCAGCAAUGCCAUAAGACUAAGCCAUUGAAUCUUCAAUAUCAAGACCGAGAUUCUUCUUCAUCUCAAUCAACUGGUCAAUCUUAUCCAGAAGUUGGUUCAGCUCAAUCAGGUCAAAUUUCAGUCCAGUGUAGCAAUUCUUCUGCUUGUUCAACACUUAACACAACUGGGAGAAAAAGUAUGGAAGGAGUAAUCAGAUCAUCUGUUCGGGGUCAGGAUUUUACCUUCCCUCCUUCACAACUGUGUCACAACCGGCCACUUGCUCAUACUGCAUUCCAUCUUGCUGAGCCAUGCUUUAGUGGCCUACUAGCUUCUCCAUAUGGGCCACAACCUAAUAUUCAUCCUGCACAACUCAUAGGAAUGGCUACUACUAGAAUUCCUCUGCCACUUGAUCUCAGUGAGGAGCCUAUAUUUGUGAAUGCAAAGCAGUACCAUGCUAUUCUGAGGCGCAGACAAUACCGGGCAAAACUUGAAGCACAAAACAAACUCAUCAAAGAACGGAAACCAUAUCUUCACGAGUCUCGCCAUUUACAUGCAUUGAAGAGAGCUAGAGGUUCUGGUGGACGCUUCUUGAAUACCAAGAAGCAUGAAGAGUCUAAACCCUCUUCACAGAACCAUGGCUUAGAUGUUUCAAGCUGUACUCAUUUGAAACUGAGGGGAAACAUGUCAGAAUCUAAGGCUCGUUUGAACUACAGAGAUGGUGCUUUCACAACCACAUGUUCAGAUUUUACUACUGCAUCCAAUAGUGGUGAUCUCUUCCAGCAACAUCAACCAGACUUUAGAUUAUGUGGUUACCCUUCUCAUCUCGGAAGGAACAUGCAGGGUUACUCUGCUGAUAUCAGUGGUGGUCGUGGUGGUGGAAACCAGCAUCGUCUAUCAGUCCUUAUGUGAUACACCAGCAAGUUAUUUUUCUGCAUUCAGUUGGAGAAAACAGUUGCCUGUGUUCCAUAGGGAAGUCAUCCUUGGCUCAUAUAUUACUAUGUCUAUUGGUUGUCCUAGAACAUGGCUUUGAUUGAACCUUUGCUAGAUUUCAAUUAUCAUAUAUUGUUGCCCUUGAAAUGUUUGGGCAGAGAAGCACAUUUAACUGACUAGUCACAACAACGAUGUUUCUUUGUGUUGAUGUCACAUUAGAGAGUUUCGUUUUGAACUAGUGUUUUUGAUUGUGGUACCUAUUCUAUCUUUUGCAUGUUGAAUCUUUGUUGAUUAUGAUUUU
Messenger RNA from Vigna unguiculata (cowpea), 1818 nucleotides. RefSeq names its product nuclear transcription factor Y subunit A-3-like. The record is from RefSeq and is a predicted model, not a curated record. NCBI's taxonomy places the organism in Eukaryota, Viridiplantae, Streptophyta, Magnoliopsida, Fabales, Fabaceae. Gene Ontology annotation, biological process: regulation of DNA-templated transcription. Gene Ontology annotation, cellular component: CCAAT-binding factor complex. Gene Ontology annotation, molecular function: DNA-binding transcription factor activity; DNA binding.